Molecule: messenger RNA, 4821 nt
Organism: Anoplopoma fimbria (sablefish)
Lineage: Eukaryota; Metazoa; Chordata; Actinopteri; Perciformes; Anoplopomatidae
Product: phosphatidylinositol 4-phosphate 5-kinase type-1 alpha-like
Exons: 16
Coding region: 22-1812 (596 amino acids)
Biological process (GO): phosphatidylinositol metabolic process
Molecular function (GO): phosphatidylinositol kinase activity
Source: RefSeq, a predicted model, not a curated record
GAUGAGAACAGUCAGAUCGUAAUGGCGACUGCUGGAACAGCAGACUGUGGAUCAACAGUCCCGACAGGGACCAGUGGCAUCCGAAAAAUGGGCCCUUCAGAGAUGCCUGGCUCUUCAGGCACUCAUCAGAGUAUGAAGAAGACCAUCGGACACCGGGGGGUUGAGACCACCACAGGAGAGACCACCUAUAAAAAGACCACGUCAUCUGCCCUAAAAGGUGCCAUCCAGUUGGGCAUCACUCACACAGUUGGCAGCUUAAGCCAAAAGGCGGAGAGGGAUGUUCUCAUGCAGGACUUUGUUGUGGUCGAAAGCAUCUUCUUCCCCAGUGAAGGCAGUAACCUGACUCCUGCUCACCACUACAGUGACUUUCGCUUUAAGACCUACGCUCCUAUUGCCUUUCGUUACUUCAGAGAACUCUUUGGCAUUCGGCCAGAUGACUACCUGUAUUCUCUGUGUAACGAGCCACUGAUCGAGUUGUCCAACCCCGGAGCCAGCGGGUCCCUCUUUUAUGUAUCCAGUGAUGACGAGUUCAUCAUCAAGACUGUUCAACACAAAGAGGCAGAGUUUCUCCAGAAACUCCUGCCCGGAUACUUCAUGAACAUAAACCAAAAUAAGCGCACCCUGCUGCCCAAGUUCUACGGACUGUAUUGCGUUCAGGCAGGGGGCAAGAAUAUCCGUAUUGUAGUGAUGAACAAUCUUUUGCCUCGGAUCAUCCCCAUGCACCUCAAAUACGACCUCAAGGGCUCCACCUACAAGAGACGAGCUUCCCCUAAGGAGAGAGAAAAGGCCGUUCCCAUUCACAAAGACCUGGACUUUAUCCAGGACUUGCCUGACGGUCUGCUGCUGGAAGCAGACAACUACAAUGCCCUGUGCAAGACUAUUCAGAGGGACUGUUUGCUCUUGCAGAGUUUCAAGAUCAUGGAUUACAGUCUGCUGAUGGGCAUCCACAACAUGGACCAGGCCAGUCGAGACCGUGAACGCAGCGGGGGAAACUCGGGUGACAGUGGGGGGUCAGAGGGAGCGGUGACCCCAGAUCAGCGCCGGCCACAAGCUCAGAAAAGUCUGUACUGUACAGCCAUGGAGUCCAUUCAGGGGGAGGCUCGAGGGAAGGGGGCUUUGGAUUCAGAAGAUCACAUGGGCGGUAUUCCAUCUCGUAAUAAUAAAGGAGAGAGGCUGCUGAUCUACAUCGGCAUCAUUGACAUUCUCCAGUCCUACAGGUUUAUUAAGAAAUUGGAGCACUCCUGGAAGGCCUUGGUCCAUGAUGGGGACACAGUUUCAGUUCACAGACCGGGCUUCUAUGCAGAUCGUUUCCAGCAAUUCAUGUGCAACACAGCGUUCAAGAAAAUUCCACUGAAACCAUCUCCGUCUAAGAAGAGUCGUGGUGGAGGUCAGGGAGGUCUUAGGAGGGCCCCCACCCUGGGAGCUCCCACCCCGCUCUCCCACUCAACGGGACAGUCAGCUGUUGACAGCAGACUAGUCUACCACAGUCACUUCAAAAGCACAGAUUCAGAGGCAGACAGUGGUGUGCAGUCGGGCAGACCAGAUCUUGUUCCGAGGACCCCUCCGCUGGGAGAAAACCCUUCUGACUAUGAGGCCAACCUGUCCACCUCGUCACUAGGCAGCACAGGGGUCGCCUCAACAUCUCCUCCCCUACGGUCUGUAGGGGUGGAGGUGCACAAAUCAGCAAACACAGAGCUCGAAUAUCACAGUUUGGAGGCAGAAGGGGCUGUGGAUAAUUCAGGCAACCUGUCUGGAAACGAAGAUGUAAUUUCACUCUCAGACAUCAUCCCUGAAACCAACAUCUGUUUUUAAAAAAACAGAUCUUUGAAGACAAGGCGUUUCUGGACUGGACGAGCCGAGUCGGGCGGAAGUAAGGAUAAAGAGGUUGUGACAAUAGAGAAAAAAGGCACGGGAAACAUCAAGAAGAAGACAAUAUGCGGCAGGCUUUGCUUUCCCAGCCAACAACAUCCCAAAGCCAAACUGUCUUUACAUACACCUGGACGAAAAAAGGCUCAUGAGCCUGAAUUUGCAGCUCUUCUCUAAACUCUAAAAAAAGAUUUUACUUCACGUUCACAAAUUGAAGGAUGCUUCAAUGAAAUAAUAGACAAAAUAAUUAGUUGUAUAUUGUUAAAAGCCCAUGCCCCACUGGAUGUUGAAGGCAAUCAAAUUGUCCAUGAAGAGACUGUCAAUGUGUCCCCUUUUCGCAGCAUGAAGCGAAUGUGAGACGGCACAGACAGCAUUUCAGCGGAAACGCACCCCCUUAAGAGCACAUAAAGGGCAUGGCCUGCAUUUGUAGGAGUGAAGAUUUGCCUCUGUGUUCAUGCGGAGUCUAAGUGGGUUGACAUUUCCGUGAUUCACACUGAAGUGCUCCCGUUACCGGACUUCCAUUCCCCCCUCUUCACUCCUCCUGAGCAGGGGCACUUUGACCUAUCAGCAGUCCUUGUUCAAAUCAACACUUGCUGCUGUUGAUUCUGCAAUCAUGUAUGCAUUUCUUUUUACUGGUUGCGGAUGUACAGUAUUUGUUUGAAAUUGGAUUUUGAAACAGCGGAGGAAUGGGUUCAACCAGACCUAUGCGGUCAUUUUGUUUCACGUUUUGUUCUAAGUUAUUCUGCUGGAAGCCACAGUGGUGCUGCAAAAGAUCCAGCUGGAUCGUGCCACUGCUGAAUGUGCAUUACAAUGUUUUUCUUAUAUAGAAUGUGUCUUAUUAACAUAGCAGACCACAUUUAUACAACCCUGAAGAUCUCCCCCUCUGAUGUGACCAUAUGUGCUAUAAAUAAAUACAAAGAGAAGAGCCGUCAACAGCAUUGCUGACCAGCAGAUGCUAUUAAAUGAAGUCAUGGUAUUAAGCUGGUAGAAUAGUAAGAACUUCUAGCUACGGUCAUUUGUAUGUCAUGUCUGUGCCUUUACAUGUUUUUCCCUUCCCUAACAUGUGAUGUAUAACUGACAUUUUUUUAGGUAAGUGUUGUAGUCACACAGAGAAACCUGCCUUAUCACUACAGCUCAAGUUGUCAAACUGCCAUUUGUAUGUCUGGACCAACAAUCAGGGCUUAAAAAGAAUUUCAGAUUUUAAUGCAAACACUAGUACAAUCUAUUUUGGUUAUGUUUAUGCUGAGUGCUCAGUCACUGUGUUUCAUUAGCUCAACUAAUCCUGUUAACUCUUCUAAUGUCGGAGAGUAAGGAUGUCUAUCUCUUAUUAUCCAUUUCUGCUGGUUACAGAAAUUACUCCCGCCCACAUCCACUCUUGGACCAAUAUUAAUAACCAUGUGUAUAACUAAUAUUUGUAUUUUUUUUUGUAUGUAGUCUAACUCCGCUUUAACUUGGCUAGUCAUAACAGUUGUGCUUUGUUUUUCGCAAAAUGUUUUUUGUGUUUAUGUUGUUGUUUAGGGCACUAAACAAGCUGCAGAGAGCUUUUUACCCCACAAGAAAUUUCUAAUACAGAAAUUCGAAUCACUACAAAGUGACUGUAGCAACACUCAAGAUCUUAGACAUCAUCUCAUUUAAGGUAUUACUAUUUAUGUUUUGUAGGCACAUUUGGUCUAUGCAGCAGAGAGGGAGAAGGGGAAAUGUGAGUUGGGAAUAUAGAAGAAAGGAAAACUACCCAUGUUCAGUUGAGGAUUUAAGAGUCUUUUGUAUCAUAAGACAGUUGUGGCACCAAAGAAAUGAUUGGGGAGUUCCUGCACUUGUUCAGGAGCAGGUUCAGUUAACAUGAAAAUGAUAUCAGACACUCCUUGAUACCUGCAUGGACUGAUGAAUUGCAAAUGGUAUAACACUGGGUUGACCUGUGUUUUAAGGCUCUAUUUUUUAACUGGAUGUUUGUUUGUUUUUUGCUAAAUAAUUUCUUGUCUGAUAAGCUGUAUCUGACAUCAAUUUAUUGUUUCUUUAUCAAAGAAUCAGUUUACUUUUUGGUCUGAGACAUUUCAAGAUUUAACUCCACAUUCCUGUGAAAUUCUGUUUAAAUUUACUGCAAUUGUAGUAACCCUUUGUGUUAUUAGGAUGGUGUACUUGAAAUGUGUGGUCUCUGAUACUAUGCUGAAAUGUAAUAUGUUGAUUAUUUCAAACGGAUCAAUUUCAAGUUGUAUUUAGUUGGUUGAGAGUCAAACAGCCACCAAAGAAAAAAACUCCAGGAAAUUCUAUCUCAUUAGAAAAAUCCAGUUUAUGUUUUGUGACACCUCAAUUUUGAGGAUUUAUGUUGUAACUUUUUUUUUAAUGGGUGGUACCAUGUAAUUGGCGGAUGCAGACCAGUUCUGUCGCAGUUGUUAUGUACUACACCAUGGCACAAUAGAAACAUCUUAUGGUGCUUAAAGGGCGAUGCACUCAGUGUAGACACUACAAUAUAUUUGAAGUAAUGCAAUAUAUAUAAAAACCACAAACUCUGCCACAUUUCAGUUCUAAGAAGUAUAUUUAUUAAUAUGAGUGCUGCAGGCUGGAAUGAUAAAAGUUGUAUUAUGUACCUUUUUAGAUGAUUGUACGUAUAACUGUAUACUGACAGAAGGAUGUCUGAAACUUUAUAGCGUGUAUUGCCUAUGAAGGGGGACUAUUGACAAUUUCACUUUUUAUAUUUGAAGGUUCAGAUUGUGAUAGGAUGGAUAUAUUUCGCUCCACCAUGAUUCUGGGUUGUUAAUCUCCCACGCUUUUUCUACAUGAAUGUUUCUCAAUGGCUUACAAGCCAACAUUGCUGGUUGUCCUAUAAUGCUUCAAUUACUAUAUUUUUACUGUGUAUAAAAUGUGUAUAUGUACAUAGGAGUCACGGAAAUGCCUUCUCAUGCAAUAUGUGCUGCCUGUCCCUCCUGCCAUGUUUCAUUUAAGUGGUGGUGAUGUUUU